AUGGCCUGGUCAGAUACUUCUAGCAGCUUUCUGUCAAGCAACAGCCUAACCAGCGAUGAGACCAGCGACGAUGAGAGCCCACGACCUGUUCGCAAUCCAAAAUUGAUAAAACCCUCCAAUCCAUCCUUCUCGAAGCCAACCACAGACAUGGUCACCUUCAUCGUCGGUCCAGAACCCACCAAGCAAACCUUCGUUGUCCACAAGCACGCCGCGUGCGCCUCUUCCCCAUUCUUCAGAGCCGCAUUCGAGAGUAAGAUGCUUGAAGGCAAGACCCAGACCAUGCGCCUUGAAGACGUCGACGGACGGACCUUCGGCAUGGUGGUCCACUACCUUUAUACUCGCGAGCUUGACACUUCGAUGUACAUGCUCAGCAACCAUCCAGAGGUUGAUCAAGCAGAUCUGCGCAACUCCAUGGAUUUUGAUCUAGUCCAGCUAGCUAAGGUUUGGAAACUGGGUGAGCGCAUUUUGAUGCCUGUUCUGCAAAACGUGGUGAUGACUGAGUUGUAUUCGGUUACUCGAUCUUACGACGAUGCUUCUGAGGAUCAAUUGAAGAAAUUUGUUGGAUUUGUCUCAGAAAAUCCAAGCUCAACCGUGGGUAAUGGAAAGGAUGUCAUGCGAGAGUUAGUCAUCAGUAUCGCUGCUUGGUCUAAAUACAAGGGUAUCAUGAAGUGGCUUCCAAACGACAUUUGUGCUGAGGCUGCAGAGCGAUUAAAGGCACGAUACUUCAAAACUGGAAGGACGAUGGUGGAUCAUGUACUUGAUUUCUUCGUGAAGAUUGACCAUGAUGGCUGA
Molecule: messenger RNA, 792 nt
Organism: Cadophora gregata
Lineage: Eukaryota; Fungi; Ascomycota; Leotiomycetes; Helotiales; Ploettnerulaceae
Exons: 3
Coding region: 1-792 (263 amino acids)
Molecular function (GO): protein binding
Source: RefSeq, a predicted model, not a curated record